CCUAGCAACGGAUAGGCUUUAGAUAUUUAGGAUCAAUGAGCAACAGAAAUCUUAGAAACUGGGUUGAAUUUCUCGGAAAAUUAACACACCUUCAGUUUCUAAUUCAUAGACUGAAGCUGUGAUGGCUACAAACAAUCCGUCCGUGUUUCUCCUCACGGUGAACGGGCAGAUUGAAGGAGCGAAUUUUCCAGAGUACGACAACUUGUACUGCAAAUACUGUUUUGUUUACGGGCACGACUGGGCUCCUACUUCGGGCUUGGAGGAAGGCAUCACUCAAAUAACCUGUAAAGGCAGUCAGUCUUCACACAGAUUAAUAUGGAACUUCCCUCUGGAAACAACGUUUAAGAGCACUAACCCUUCUGGAUGGCCUCAGCUUGUGGUGAGUGUGUACGGUCCAGAUGUGUUUGGCAACGAUGUGGUGAGGGGCUAUGGAGCGACUCACAUCCCCUUUACACCUGGACAACAUACUCGUACCAUCCCCAUGUUUGUACCUGAACCCACAUGGAGACUUCAGAAAUUCACAAGCUGGCUGUUGGGACGGCGGCCUGAGUACACAGACCCUAAAGUAGUAGCCCAGGGUGAAGGGAGAGAAGUGACGCGGGUUCGUUCCCAAGGCUUCGUUACUGUCUCCUUUCAUAUCAUGACCAAAGACAUGAAGAAAUUGGGCUAUGACACAGGACCGUCAAACCUUUCAUGCACUCAGUCAUAUUCGGCCACAUCUGGCUGGUCAACAGAAGAGCAGCUGUAGAAAUCGUAGUUACCUAAAGGACUGUUUACGGGACAAGCAGCUGGUGGGUUUUUCUACUCCUUCUUCCCUCGAGUGUUUGUUCCCCACCAAAAACACAACACUCACUUAAAAUACGAACUAACAUGUUUACUUCCUGCUUUAUAGACUCAGUCACAUACGCACACGCUGUCAUGCUCAAGUGUUUUUAUAGUACAAAUGUGUAGAAUUGAAAUUUACAUUUUAGCAUAUAUUUGUAUUGUCUUAAAUUUUUCUG
Scomber japonicus (chub mackerel) is the source of this 1001-nucleotide messenger RNA. It is a transcript of the gene b9d1, whose product is annotated as B9 protein domain 1. Gene Ontology annotation, cellular component: MKS complex. The coding region runs from base 122 to 748 and encodes 208 amino acids. The record is from RefSeq and is a predicted model, not a curated record. NCBI's taxonomy places the organism in Eukaryota, Metazoa, Chordata, Actinopteri, Scombriformes, Scombridae. Gene Ontology annotation, biological process: cilium assembly. The transcript is spliced from 7 exons.